CUCUUUCCCUAUGCUUAUCAACCCCCUCUUGUGUGUCCCGUCCAAGUGACCGGCCACUGAGCCUAAACCCUGAAAUAGACCCGAGCUCCGUGAUCAUGGCAUGUGGCAGCAGGGCUGAAGUAACAGCCAAAUGCUGUUUUGGCCUAUGAGUAAAGUUACGUAGUCAUAACAGAAAACCCACCGUCACUGGAAUGCUGCUGGAAGUUUCCAGCCCAGUAUAAAAGGAGGCCGGCCGUCUCUGAUCAGUCAUAAGCUCAUUCGGACUCAGAGACGAUCACACAAGCACCAACAGAAAGACGAGAGGAGAGGAGCAAAACAAGACAGCAACAACAACAGAGAUCAAGAGGCUAGUACCAGCAGAGACCAAAGGAAAACCAGAGGAGACCAGCGGAACCGAGGAGAGACCAGUCAAGACCAGAAGAGAGACCACCAGUGAAUAUGCUCUGCCCCAGUGUAUUCCAGCACCCCACCAGCCCCUUCAUGGACCUGCACUGGCCUGUCCGCAGCCUGUGGCCCGAGACGCGCCCCCUCGUUUACCACAUGGAGCAGGAGAUGAUGAGACACAUGCAGGAGAUGAGGCACAACAUGGAGUACAUGGAGCGCCUGCACCAGAAGAUCUUUGAGGAGAUCGACCAGUCGGUGUCCUCCUCCUCCUCCGUCUUCCAGCCAAUCUCUUUCCAGAUGGGGAAGGACAGUAAUCUCUUUGCCCUGACCCUGGACACUAAAGACUUCUCCCCAGAGGACCUGUCUGUCAAGCAGGUGGGCAGGAAGCUGAGAGUCAGUGGGAAGACGGAGAAGAAGCAAGACGAUGGGAAAGGCUCCUACUCUUACAGAUGUCAGGAGUUCAGGCAGGAGUUUGACCUUCCUGACGGGGUCAACGCCGAGCAGGUCACCUGCUCCCUGACCAAUGGGCAGCUCCGGAUCCAUGCACCACAGCAGGCAGUGACUAAUGGGAAAGAGAGGGUGGUGCCCAUCAGCUUUGCCCCUGCCAUCGCGCCCGCCCCAUCCCCUCAGAGCUCUGGAGCUGAAGGCCACAUUCCCAUCCCUGUGGAGAAUGAGACCAAGAAAGACUGAACAUCUGCAUCUGUCUAAAAGUUAUUUUUGUACAGUUUGAUAAACACUGUGAUCUGUAGAUUAAAUUAAAUUAUGCAUUUUUGCACCUUCAUUUUAAAACAAUAAAUCUUUCAAAAAAAGCUUUGCCUGUGAGUGUUU
This is a messenger RNA of Hypomesus transpacificus, 1212 nucleotides long. Its product is annotated as heat shock protein beta-11-like. The record is from RefSeq and is a predicted model, not a curated record. NCBI's taxonomy places the organism in Eukaryota, Metazoa, Chordata, Actinopteri, Osmeriformes, Osmeridae. The coding region runs from base 439 to 1074 and encodes 211 amino acids. Gene Ontology annotation, biological process: protein refolding; response to heat. The transcript has a single exon. Gene Ontology annotation, molecular function: protein folding chaperone.